Molecule: messenger RNA, 2202 nt
Organism: Fundulus heteroclitus (mummichog)
Lineage: Eukaryota; Metazoa; Chordata; Actinopteri; Cyprinodontiformes; Fundulidae
Gene: ube2z
Product: ubiquitin-conjugating enzyme E2Z
Exons: 7
Coding region: 266-1474 (402 amino acids)
Biological process (GO): negative regulation of apoptotic process
Cellular component (GO): nucleus
Molecular function (GO): cysteine-type endopeptidase inhibitor activity; ubiquitin conjugating enzyme activity
Source: RefSeq, a predicted model, not a curated record
ACUAUGGUGCUACCGGUACGGAUCGGGAAGUGACACAUACAACGGAUGAAAACGGAACACAUUAAAGCUAACGAGGGACAGCUAGCAUGUCGGGGGAAUAACUACUUUGGUCGCAGGCCUAACCUCAAGCAGUCUUCUAAUUAUUUGAAAAACCUGAGAAAGAAAUGUAAAGAUAAUUGCUUUCGGCCAAGAGUAAAUGUGGCUUACAAGUUCCAGUACACGUUGGUCCACAUCAGAUUUGAUCUAGCCUGCUAGCUCGUGAGCUAUGGCGGACAGCUUUGGAGAGGAGUACAGCGGUAGUGCCAAUGGUUUAGGAGUUCCCGGACCGGGUAGCGGAGCCUUAACGCUACCGACUUUGGCCAGCUCUUUGCCGGGGGGGCACCAUGUAGCUAGCAGUGCUCACCCUAGCCCCAACUCGCCCUCUCCCUCUAUUACUACAGCUGCUCUGGAUGGCCUGACCGCUGUGGCGUCCACUGUUGCCUCUUCUGCCACCGGAUUUGGGAACACAUUCACCUCCGACCCCUCGUCACCUGUCGUGGCAGUGUCUCCGAUCGUACACACGUCCUCGCCCCUGCCAAGUGUUGGCCUAGGGGUGGCGGGGAUGGCAGGUGGGGGCCUUCUGUCCCAAAUCCACGCCACUUCCUGGGACCCAACUCUUAGUGCAGAUUGGGACAACGAGAAGGCAUCCCAGCAAUGCAUUUUGAGGAUAAAGAGGGACAUUAUGUCAAUUUACAAGGAACCCCCCCCUGGGAUGUUUGUAGUUCCAGAUCCUCAAGACAUGACAAAGAUCCAUGCUCUGAUCACAGGACCGUUUGACACACCAUAUGAGGGUGGCUUCUUCCUGUUUUUGUUCCGCUGUCCCCCAGAUUAUCCCAUCCAUCCUCCUCGGGUAAAGCUCAUCACAACAGGACAAAAUACUGUCCGUUUCAACCCCAACUUCUACCGCAAUGGGAAGGUGUGCCUCAGCAUCCUGGGGACAUGGACAGGCCCAGCAUGGAGUCCAGCACAGAGUAUAUCAUCAGUCCUCAUAUCCAUUCAGUCCCUAAUGACGGAAAAUCCGUAUCACAAUGAGCCUGGCUUCGAGCAGGAGCGCCACCCAGGGGACAGUAACAAUUACAAUGAGUGCAUCCGCCAUGAAACUAUGAGGGUGGCAGUAUGUGACAUGCUGGAAGGCAAAGUUUCCUGUCCUGAAGCUCUGACUAGUGUGAUGGAGAAGUCCUUCCUUGAAUAUUUUGAUUUCUAUGAGGGAGUCUGCAAAGAGAGGCUGCAUCUGCAGGGUCAGAACAUGCAGGACCCAUUUGGUGAGAAACGUGGUUGUUUCGAUUACCAGAGCCUACUAGCUCGCCUCAGUGCAACUCACCGACGAAUACGGGAAAAAAGCUUGGCAGAGGAUAACCAAAAUGACAACAACUCGGACUCGGAUACCAGUUCUUCUGAAACAGACCUUGACAGCCAAGGCAGUUCUCAGCCCUGACUCCGUGGUGCUGGUCUUGACGUGGUCAGAACUUUAGUUCUUUACUUUUGCUUCUUUUUCUUUUUAACUCAUUGAUUUCUGUAUAGAAACAUGAUGUGUUAUACUGGGAUGUCAAUGUUCAUGGCUUCACCAGCUAAUUCAGGGUUUAUAACUGAAAUGAUACUCCUACUGUGUGCUGACAGAAAGAUGGAGACAUAUUUUAGCUUUUUUCAUUCUUUGCAGCUAAUAGGAUACCUUUAUGUUUAUAGCAUGUUUUACUUGGAAUUUCUUUUUACAAAAGACUGUAAAACCCAACUUUAAAUUAGUUCCCCAAGGAAACAGGGAUGUCUUCGAGAAGAAAGUCGGUGUGCUUAAACAGGUUUGAGCUAGAUAAAUUAUAGCGCAUCAUGCAAAAACUCCAUUGUUGCUUAAAUAACCUGGAGAAAAAGUUGGGAUGUCCUUCAUGGCAGCCUUGUUUUGUUUUUAGAUGUCAGGAAGACCUUGUUAACAGAGGAAGACUAAGAGAGAGUAGCUGUUCUAAAGAUAUUGGCUAAUUAAGUGAUGUAUCUUGUCUUCUCUGGAUAUGUGAACAUUUGUCUGGCCAGCCAGGAAGCAGAAAAACACAUCUCGUUUUGUAAGAACAUGUGCUCUAGUGUAUUAAAAAAUUAUGCUCUGAUUCUUUUCAGAUUUUUGGCAUUGACACUGUUGAUAAUAAAUCAGAAAUGACAGAUUGGGAGACAAGGAAUGAA